This is a messenger RNA of Misgurnus anguillicaudatus (oriental weatherfish), 805 nucleotides long. The record is from RefSeq and is a predicted model, not a curated record. Lineage: Eukaryota; Metazoa; Chordata; Actinopteri; Cypriniformes; Cobitidae.
CACCAGAAAGAUGCAGUUGUUGUUUAUAAUACAUUUGUGUUCUGCUGUUUCAGACAAUCUUCAAUCUUUGUCUCUGUUUGUGUCUUCAGGUGUGUUUGGUGAUGAAGUGAAGUCAGUGUCAGUGAUGGAGGGAGAUUCUCUUACUCUACACACUGAUGUUACUGAACUACAUAGAUAUGGUGUGAUAGAGUGGAGGUUUGUAACUGAGGGGACUUACAUCGCUAAAAUUUUUAAAUUUUUCAAUGAUGAAGCUAAUAUAGUCACAAUAAAUGAUGAUGUUCUUGAUGGGAGAUUCAGAGACAGACUGCAGUUAAAUGAUCAGACUGGAGAUCUCACCAUCACAAACAUCACAACUCAACACACUGGACUUUAUCAAGUAACCAUCAUCAGUAGCAGACAGAAGACCUCACACAAAUUCAAUGUUACUGUCUAUGCUCUUCCCGUUCCUGACAUCACCAAAGACUCUUCACAAUGUUCAUCAUCAUCAGAAAGAUCAUCAGUCUCAAAAUGUGUGUUGUUGUGUUCAGUGUUGAAUGUGAGAGAUGUGAGUCUGUCCUGGUACAAAGGAAACAGUUUAUUGUCCAGCAUCAGUGUGUCUGAUCUCAACAUCAGACUCUCUCUACCUCUGGAGGUUGAAUAUCAGGAUAACAACACAUACAGCUGUGUACUCAACAAUACCAUCACAAAUCAAACUCAACAUCUCAACAUCACUGAUGUCUGUCAGACGUGUUCAGGUGAGUCACAGGUGAUGUUUGUGUUUAUUCAUUCACUUCAUCUCUUUGUGUCCUCUUCCUUCCUGUACUAA